AGAAGUAUAAUUCUAUUGGAUCUAAUGGCUUCAAUAGUGGAUCUGUUAACCACAUAUAAAUGUCUAUGCAUUUGGAGCCUGUGCUGGUUCUGCAAGAAGGUUCUAGAGAAUGACUGCUGUAUACAUAUAAGCUUCAUAGAAGCACGUUUAUGUAACUAGUAAAAGAAAAAAAUAGUGGCAGAGAAAUAGCAUGAAAUAUUCCUGAACUAUGCUUAUUAUGCCAAAACAACUGACCAUUCUUGACUCCAAAUUAAAAAUGUAAUGAUUUAGAUAAUUGCUGAGAUAAACCCAGCAGUAAACAUUUUCUGGAAAUUUUAGGUAUGGCACUGAGUGGAUAUUUAUUUCAGUAAUGCUAAGGACAAAUACUGAACUUUCACUUUCAGCAGAAGUUAAUGGAAAGACUGUGUUCUGGAGCACCAUAACAAGCCUGCACUUUCAAAGCUGGUUUAGAUUACUACCACAUGUCUGUGGAGCAGAGCUCCAAGUGGCCAUCCGGCUGCCUUCCUACCCUCUAAUUUCUUAUCCCAAAAUUGGACAUCUGAGUUGCCGUAUGACAUUGUCCCUGCCUUCCCAGACUAGCACAGUGUGUUCUCACUGUGAUUCUUUCCCCAUUCCAGCUGGCAGAUAACAAUGAAUCAACCUCACUCGGGAGAAUUCAACACAGAGGUGACUUGUUGUGAGACUUGGUGCUUCAGUCUCAUUGCAGCAUUAGGAAAUGCAGAAGCCAAACUUUCUGUUGUGUCCUAAACCCAAACAAAGCUGUCUCAGGGAGAAGUGGAUAUGAUGUCAUUCUGAUUGUGGCACCAAUUUUUUUUCCUUCCAAAAGUAUUUUCUUUGCAGGGCACCCAGUUCAUUUUAUCAUCUCGGACUGCUGGUCCUCAGCCUGCGUUGUCCCUCCGCAGAAAUAGCUGAAAACAUUAGCGUGGUCACACCGCAUUCAUAAGGCAUAAAUCCAUCACCAAGCACAGGGUGCCAGAGUGCGAUGAAUGCACAAAAAUGUGAGGCCUUUAAAGUUUGUGCAAAUUAUGAGGAAAGUUCACUGUCUGUGUAGGAGGUGGAGUACAAGAGAUCUUUGUGUCACCUAUAUUGAAAGCUAUUGGCUCAGACUGUCCCAGCAUGCAUUUCAUCCUGUUGUGAAUGCAACAUUUGUCUGGAUGUGUAGGUCGAAUGCCUUCUAUUAGCCGGCCCCCUCUGCCAUGGGACACCCAGCAGUUCUUUGGCCAGUGCUAACUUUGAGCUUCAGCAACUGGGCCAUACUUUCAAGAUGAGGAAUUGUCAAAUGCGAAGCACCAUUUUUGUGAUAGUGAAAGGAUAUCUUAAGAAUUGUUCCUCAUGGCAGGAGUUGUUGACUGGACAGAUUUGUUGGAACUUUGCUUUGUUUUGGUACUAAAACUCUUGUCUUUAAUUUGUAGUGAAAAACAGAUGGUGGAACGGUUUAUACUUCCUUCAUCAAAACAUAUUGUCAGAUAUGUACCCAGGUUCCUGUCAAAUGGAUACAGUACUCUUUUGGGAUAAGAAAUUGUUUGCGUAGUCAUACUGGCAUGCCAUGGAUCUUGCAUUAAUCUAACAAAGAAGAAACUGUGCUGGUUUCUUAUUUAUAGAGAAUUAUUUACUAUUGAUUGUUCUUAGAGACCUUGGAAGUAGAGUUCACUUGUACAAAUGAUGGCCUCAAUUUCAGGGACUUGGAGUAAACCUGUCCACAAUAUCAGUUCUCUGACAAUUUAAUUGUUUGAGAAAUUAGCUAAGGUACAAGUGAGUGAUCAUUUUUGACCUCAGAGGAGCCUCAUUGUUUGCCAUGUUCCUUUACUGGAAGAAGCGGGGGGCCUACGAGCUGGAGACACUUCCGUCCUCAAUAUUGGGGGCAGAACGCUACUCCUGGUCCUCCUCCCUGGAUGUCAUUCAUGAUCUAUAUGAUGAGAAGGCUGCCCAGGAGGAGGAGUGUGUGGAGUGUCAGCAUCCAGACUGCAGUGAGCGCCGUCGGGCCUCCAAGGUGUGCCAUCAUCCCGACUGCCAGGAUCUGAACAAUAAGAGUCCUCUUCACCUGUGCGAGUCAUGCGACUCCCGCUGCCACUCUGACGAGAGUGACAACAUGCACGUUGACCGUCACCCUCGCUUUGACCUGCAGCCACAGAGUUCCAUCCUGGCCCGGAAUGUGUCUACUCGCUCCUGCCCCCCACGCACCAGCCCUCCUUCUGACCUGGACGAGGAGGAGGAGGGCGGCACCGAGAAAGGGGAGCGUAAGGUAGGACCGAUGAAGAUAAGGAAGAAGCCCCGGAGACGUUACACUGAAGACCCCACAAAGGAGUGCUUCACUCUCAAAUUCGACCUGAACAUUGAUAUAGACACGGAGAUCGUUCCUGCCCUGAAAAAGAAGACACUGAGAGAGGUGCUGGGACCUGUUUUUGAGCGUAAGGGGAUUGAGUUGUCUCGAGUUGAGUUGUUCCUGGACCAGUCCAACACCCCCCUGUUACUCAGCUUUGAGGCCUACCCUUUUGGAGGACACUACAUUAAAGUUAAAGCUCGUCAUGGAGAUGAGCUGAAGGUGGAGAAGGAAGUGAAGGAGUCUCUCACGUUGCCCAAUAUGAAGAUUUCAGCUGGGGGUAGUCCCUACAUCCUCAGUCCCUCCCAGGACAAGGUUGAACAUGGCUCACUUACCCGCCAAGAGAACGUGGACAUACUGGGUCAGGGUCAAGCACGUCGGCGGAAGAACAUGACCGAAUUUCUGGGUGAUGCCAACAUCCCGUCUCCAGACUCCUUGGCCCAGCUCGGUGGCUCUCUUCCGGCCAUCACCCCUUCUGCUUAUGAUAAACACAAGAACCGCAGUUCUAGCCGCUUUAGCGGUUUCUUCUUCCCCUCUUACAAGGAGGUGGACCGUGUGGAGCAGCUCAAUAAUAAACUACAGAUGUACACGUGCCAUGGCUUGCCUAAGGUGCAUCCACAGAUCUCCUUCCACCAUGACUCCUGGGAGGAGGAGGAAGUAGAGCCUGACCUGACACUUGAGGACAGCUGGCAACAGCUGCUGGACAACUCUGAGGCUCUGGGCAGGCGGCAGUUCCACCAGCAAGAGGCGAUAUGGGAACUGUUGCACACUGAAGCCACCUACAUCAAGAAGCUGAAGGUUAUCACUGAUCUUUUCCUGUGCGGCCUGCUAAACCUGCAGGACUGUGGCCUCCUUAACGAAGUGGAACCAGCCAAGCUGUUCAAUAACAUCCAAGACCUGGUGCGAGUACACACAGCGCUGUGGAGUCAGGUCAUGGUGCCGGCGCUGCAAAAAGCUCGCCAAGACCGGAGUCUGCUCGAUCCAACUGAUCUGUUCGAGGGCUUCCAAACUUUUGCAUCCAGGUUCCAGCCAUACCUCCGCUACUGCAUGGAGGAGGAGAGCUGUAUGGAGUACAUGCGCACUCAGUUGAGAGACAACGAGCUCUUCAGGAUCUACAUCACAUGGGCUGAGGGGAACAAGCAGUGCAAUCGGUUGAAGUUGGCUGACAUGCUGGUGAAGCCACACCAGAGACUCACCAAAUACCCCCUGCUACUCAAAACCAUCCUGAAGAAAACAGACGAACCUGCAGCAAAAGCCUCUCUCCUGAGCAUGGUGGCGAGUGUGGAGAGCUUCAUCAACAGUGUGGACUCUCAGAUGCUGCAGAGGCAGGAGCAGCAGAAGCUGGCGGCCAUUUCAGCUCAAGUAGAGAGCUACGAGGCCGUGGAGGGAGGCAGUGAGGAGGUGGAGAGGAUCCUGAAAGAGUUUAGCCACAUUGACCUGAUGGCACCUAUGAUUGACGUCUCGUCAGAGGAGACCAGACAGCUCCACCUAGAGGGUGCGCUACGUAUGAAAGAAGGCAAAGACAGCAGGAUGGAAGUCUAUUGCUUCUUAUUCACCGACCUCCUGCUCAUCACAAAGCCUGUGAAGCGUUUAGAGAAGGUGAAAGUGAUCCGGCAGCCCCUCCUUCUCCAUAAUGUUGUGUGCAAGGAGCUCAAAGACCCAGGUUCUUUUGUUCUCAUCUACCUCAAUGAGUUCAAAAGUGCUGUGGCUGCCUACUCGUUCCAGGCCAACAGCGCCUCCCAGGGGCGAAGCUGGAUUGACACAAUCAGCACUGUGAAGACCCAGCUGCAGCGGCUGCGUUUUGAGGAGUCUGGACGUCACCAGCCUGGACAAAAACCAAGCCUAGAGGAGGAGGAUGGAGGCGAGCAGAGCAGUAACUCCACUGCCAGCUCUCCACGCCUUGGAAAUAAAGGACAACUUAACACAGGGAACUCGGACGGCUCCACAGAGACGCUGUCCGUGAUGGAAACGGAGGAUUCAGGAGCAUGCUCAGAUCUGCAAACCGAUUCUGACACAGUGCCAUCGAGCUCCAGCCUUCCCAGCAGCGUCGAGCUCCAGCCUUCCCAGCAUGCCUCAGAGGGCUCAGAACUUGAGCCAGAGUAUCGCAGUCUGUCCAUGGACAGUGCCUAUGGCACACUUUCCCCUGAGUUGCUGCUGGAUCUGCAAACUCAGACAUCCACCAGUGAGCAGGACAGCACAGAGGAGGAGACUGAAGGAGACAGUGGAGAGGUAGCAGCAGAGGACGAGGAGAAAGAGGAAGAAGAAGAGGAAGAGUCUGAUGACAGGAGCUCAUCAGGCUCUCGAAUCUCAGUAGCAUCCCAUCUGAAACCCAGACGGCGUCCACCGGUGCAGUUUCGCAUGCGCUGUCUCAAGAAGCUGGUAAAUAAGUGUCAUUCAGAGGACAACCUGCUGCAGCGGGUCAAUGGAGAGGACACGCAGAGCACAGGCGAAGACGUCGCACAGAGCUCGGCUGCCCCUAACCAGCUGGGUCUGGAGUGGGCAGAAGGGCUGGCACACAGCAAGAGCCUGACCGAACUAAACCUAGGUAACACAGAAACAUCUCACGAGAGAGAAACAGAGAGAACACAGAGUGAGCGAUUGGGGCACAGCUUGCCGUCCUAUGUGUUCAGGAACACACUGAGGCGGCGUAAGUACAGAAAGGAUAAAAAGAAAGGCAUAAUGGACUGCAGCGGAUCAGACGGAGAUAUUACACCCCCUGGAUCUCAGGAGGGAAAUUGUGGUGCUUCAGAGGAUGAGAUGAGCAGUAGGAAGAUAUCACAGCAGCACAAGAAGCUCACGCUGGCACAGCUACAUAGAAUACGCAACACACUGGUGCUGAACUCCACACUUACAGCCUCGGAAGUGUAGAAACGGCCACUUCGUCACUCCGCCAGCAGCACCACUUUCAGCCUGAUAGGACUGACUUGCUUGCCACAUGAAUGCACUCUAACCAAUGAGCAGAACUCAUGAGCUUUUUGCACUUUUGUAAUAAUACAAGUAGCUUUCAUAAGAGGGGAGCUAAGCUUCAGGAGAAAAAGAUCUUGAGCAAGCUGCGGAACAUGGGAAAAGUUCCAGCCUUGCUCUGGUCCAUUUGUGCACUUGGACCUGAUCAGAAGGGGAAGAAAGGACAGAGGAGUCGAAGGGUUGAAGUAGAGCAUGCGGUUAAAUAAUGGCACCUUGUAUUUCCAGAAAUUUAACUUCACUGUUCAUGUGAGGCCUUUUCAAAAGAGUUAAAAGAAACACAAAUCUCUCAAUCACCAUGUUUUUGUUCAACCUUUACACAUUAUUCUACAAUGGGGAUAUACCUCUGGGGAUAUAUUUGGAGGUGAGUUUCAUUUCAGGUUUGUACCCUCACCCUCCAUUUCAGUCUGUCCACAUGACUUUCUUACAUGGUUCUCUCAAUGCUUAAGAGGCAACCAGUGCUCCUCCAGCUGCCAUAUAUGUGUUAGGAAAACCGAGAAAGCCAUAUGGAGGUCAUACGGAGGCUGUCUAUAUGAGGAAAAAGCAAAACCAAAAAUUAGGCUGUAAUUGCACAAUCCAAAAGUUUGAGUAAUCUGUUAACAGUUCACACAUUCACUGUAUUUCUUUUGGGUGUGUUUGUGUAUGAUGUGUAUGAGUGUAUGAUGUUGACUGUGAACAUGUGAUACCAUCAAGGUUGUUUGUGUGUCUGUGUGUGUGUGUGUGUGUGUGUGUGUGUGUGUGUGUUUGUUUAUGUAAAUUAUGACCUGAAAUACACGCUGAAACCAAAAAUAGCUAUUUGAAUAUAGCAUGAUAAAUGACUUGAGUAGCCACUGAAUAGGCUACAUAAAACACGAGGACCAGUAUUAACAGUAAAGCAGCAGUGAUUGCUUAGUCAGUGUGUGUGUGUGUGCGCGCAUGUUAUAUUCAAUGCGGUCUCAUUAUUUCUGCAAAGUUAAUACUGGAGAGUAGCUUCUUACUCUUUAGUACUAAAAAUAUGAGGUGAACUGAAACUAAGAAGAGAUUGACAGGAUUCCAUACACAAAGCAUUGAAAGUGACAAGAAACCGAAUUGCUUUAUUAAACGUAACGUCACAUGAGUUUUGCUUUAAGACUGAAGAACGUGGUCAGGUUUUGCGUUUUGAAAUAAUUGGGGAAAAAAGUCCUCAUCAGGGCUUUACUCCAGAGCUCUGUAACACUGCAAUAUUGUCUACAUACAUUUCCCACUCAUUUUGGGUGAGUAUCAUAUGGUUUAGUUUAAGGACUAAUGGAGAAUCACCUGAUCACAGAUCAGCACUUAUUAGGAACCACUUUUGGAAUUUUUGGAGCUAAUUCAAGACACUGAACAUAUAACAGGAUUUGGGUUUAGACUGAAUUACCUGGUUUCUGCAAACCUCACAUUAACAUUAGGGUUAUUUAUGAAAAUAAUGAACAAAUGGCCUACAUUUCUUAAUAGUGUUUAAAGGUGUUAAAAUUACAUUCUGCCUAAUUAACUAAACCAAAUCCUUAUAAAUGUACUAUUUGUAAAUUUGCCCAAAAUUAAUAUUGUGCAUUAAAUGUUUACUUCUUAGUUGUUUUUGUUCAUAAUAUUUAUUAAGCUUGCUUUGUUUUUAUAUAUGAAACCUGGUUUGUAAAUGUAUUGUUUAUUUCAUGACUGUAUUUUUUUUGUUGUUUUUUUUUUUUCAGGUUUAAUUUGUUCAAUUGUCAUUUGUUUAAUUAAGAGGUUAAUCUGCUGAGAACCAAAAUAACCUUGUUCCCAGUGUUGGGGAAAUGGUCCUGCGUGUAAUAAAAAGGCAUCUGAUCUUA
Messenger RNA from Pangasianodon hypophthalmus (striped catfish), 7083 nucleotides. It is a transcript of the gene plekhg5b, whose product is annotated as pleckstrin homology domain containing, family G (with RhoGef domain) member 5b. The coding region runs from base 1796 to 5188 and encodes 1130 amino acids. Lineage: Eukaryota; Metazoa; Chordata; Actinopteri; Siluriformes; Pangasiidae. The transcript is spliced from 21 exons. Gene Ontology annotation, molecular function: guanyl-nucleotide exchange factor activity. Gene Ontology annotation, cellular component: plasma membrane; axon; endocytic vesicle. The record is from RefSeq and is a predicted model, not a curated record. Gene Ontology annotation, biological process: endothelial cell migration; Rho protein signal transduction.